Molecule: messenger RNA, 903 nt
Organism: Epinephelus moara (kelp grouper)
Lineage: Eukaryota; Metazoa; Chordata; Actinopteri; Perciformes; Serranidae
Gene: folr
Product: folate receptor
Exons: 5
Coding region: 108-839 (243 amino acids)
Cellular component (GO): external side of plasma membrane
Molecular function (GO): signaling receptor activity
Source: RefSeq, a predicted model, not a curated record
UAUUUGUGCGCAGAUGUGUCUUAUUUGGUCUUGAGAAGUGCGUAAGAGGUGACUCGAGACUCCGAUUUGUAGGAUCAUCACUUCAGGAAGGAUUCAUUACAAGAGCCAUGUGGGUCAUCCUGGCCUUGCUGCUUGCCCUCUCCAGUGGCACUCUGUCUCAGGACAAACUCAACAUGUGCAUGGACGCCAAACACCACAAAGUAAACCCUGGCCCUGAGGGACAACUUUAUCAGCAGUGUGCUCCGUGGAAAGACAAUGCAUGCUGUACUGCCAACACCAGUGAAGAAGCCCACGAUGAUAACUCCUACCUGUACAACUUCAACUGGAAUCACUGUGGUAUCAUGAGCCAUCAGUGCAAGAAACACUUCAUACAGGACACCUGCUUCUAUGAGUGUUCACCACACCUGGGACCCUGGAUACAGAAAGUGGAUCAGAGCUGGCGUAAGGAGCGUAUCUUGGAUGUGCCUCUGUGUAAGGAGGACUGCCACGAAUGGUGGGAAGACUGCAAGAAUGAGAUCACCUGCAAGACUGACUGGCACAAAGGGUGGGACUGGAGCUCAGGUACCAACCAAUGCCCUAAGGACAGUAAAUGCAGAAAGUGGACCGAAGUUUACCCCACACCCAAGUCCAUGUGUGAACAAAUCUGGUCCAAUUCCUACCUUUAUACCAGUUACACCAAAACCUCAGGACGCUGCAUGCAGCUGUGGUUCACCGGGGAGAACCCCAACAAGAAGGUAGCCACGUACUACCUGAACAAUGCGCAGCCAGGAAAACAAAGCUUUGCCUUGACAACUCUACUCCUCCUAGCUUUUGCAUCUUUCUCUGUAAUGAUGCACUAAAAUGAUAUCAUUGACCUACCCUGUAUCAGCUUUGAGGUGCCAAUAAAACUGCUUUCAAAUGCUC